CCAAAAGUAUUUCUUACUACUAGCUUAGCUAGCAUCAAUGGCACCAUCAAAAGCUUCAACUCUUUCUCUGUUCACAAUCACUACCGUGCUCCUCCUUCUUCUCCUCCCCCUGCUCUCCCAUGCAGCAUCAUCAUUUGAGUAUCUUAACCAGGUUAAGGGGUGUCGCAAGGGUGACAAUGUCCAAGGCAUCCUAGACGUCAAAAAACACCUUGAAAAAUUUGGUUACUUGAGUGGCCAUUCCCAGAAUGAUGAUUUUGACGACCAAUUGGAGUCGGCCAUCAAAACUUACCAAAUCAAUUACAACCUCGAGGCCACCGGAAGGUUGGAUGCCAAAACUGUGUCAAACAUGAUGAUACCACGUUGUGGUGUGCCAGAUAUCAUCAAUGGUACCACCUCCAUGAUAUCAAGAAAGAUACAGCACCACGAGGGGCUCACAGUUUCUCAAUAUGCUUUCUUCCCAGGAAACCCAAAAUGGCCUUCGUCUAAGUAUCGCCUCACCUAUGCUUUUCUUCAGGGCACCCCAAAUCAGGCCAAAGAUCCGGUUAAACGUGCUUUUCAAACAUGGGCCAAUAACACACAGUUUACGUUCAGUCAGGUCGAAGAAUAUGGGACUCCAGAUCUGACGAUCAGUUUUCAGAGGCGCGAUCAUGGAGAUGGGUAUCCGUUUGAUGGCCGAGGUGGGAUAACCGCCCAUGCUUUUUCGCCAACAGAUGGGAGAUUUCACUACGACGCUGAUGAGAUGUGGGUUGUGGGUUCUGUGAAUGGUGGCAUGGACUUGCAGAGUGUUGCUGUGCAUGAAAUAGGGCACCUUCUUGGGCUUAAUCAUAGCUUUGUUGAAGACGCUAUUAUGUACCCCUAUCUCAACACUGCAACGGUCAAGCGGAAUUUGAAGCCCGACGAUAUUCAAGGAAUUAAAAACUUAUACAACAUUAAAUAAUAAUAAUUAUUAUUAUUAUUAUCAAAUUUAAAUAAGGUACCUCACCUGCACCUGGAGUGUGCUCGGAAGUACCUGUAAUACGAAUUUCGACAGUUUAAAGUAUAAAUAUUUCGUGUCUGAAACUUUUUUGCUUCACUAUAAAUUUGAUUACAGACACUUCAAUUUCGACAUGUCAUGAACAAUUCGUACGGAGAAAAAAGUGAGUCGA
This is a messenger RNA of Prunus persica (peach), 1145 nucleotides long. Its product is annotated as metalloendoproteinase 2-MMP. Gene Ontology annotation, biological process: collagen catabolic process; proteolysis; extracellular matrix organization. The coding region runs from base 38 to 937 and encodes 299 amino acids. Gene Ontology annotation, molecular function: zinc ion binding; metalloendopeptidase activity. The transcript has a single exon. Gene Ontology annotation, cellular component: extracellular matrix. NCBI's taxonomy places the organism in Eukaryota, Viridiplantae, Streptophyta, Magnoliopsida, Rosales, Rosaceae. The record is from RefSeq and is a predicted model, not a curated record.